UGGGAUGCUGUCAAAUUGACAGUUCGUGUUGGUGAUGUGCGUACGCUGUGUUUCAUUUGCUUUCCUGUGUGUGAUAAGAGCGUUUAUCAUAAUCGGUGUAAGAUAAUCAGUAGUAAUUAUCACAAUUAAUAACAUUGUUGGCAUCCUUUUACGGUGUAGAAAAGUGAUUGAAUGAACAAAAGUGCGGGCGACAUAACAAUUAGUUAUGUUGGAAGACAAUAAAACGCGUGUGGUGAUCGGUAAAUCUGCAGCGGAAUAAAUACAUCGAAUGACGCGCGCAUGAUGGCUACCGCAAAAUGGUGGUGUGAGCAAAUACUUGCGGUGAGCAAUGUUGUGCGGCUUAAAGCAAAUCGAGACCCGGUCGGUAGUCGUGUCGGCUACUCGCAAAUAGUGUGUUUACAGCGAUCGUUGCUAGCACCCGUGCAUCAUCUAGAUGAGUUCCGCAGGCCAAAAAACAAAGGUAAGGUACCUUUUACGGUUCCGAAGUUCGAUAUCCAAAUAUUGACUACUGUCUGGUUUCGUUCGGUUCUUGUGUUACGCAGCUCAGCACUAGUUCGCUCACUCGCACUGUCCGCUGCUACAUCCCAAAAGCAGCAAAAAAACCCUCCACUCCAUCCCGGGGCAGGUUCACACCACCCGGGAUUACGCCUGAAUUCCGAAACGUGUGAAGGCAUCGGUGCUCUCGGGAGCGGACGUUCUCUACCACGCCUACACGCCGGGAAGGUUUUGGGCCUUCUAGCUGGCAGCGCGAUCGGUGGUAUGAUGAUGCCCGCGCGUCACGGUUUUUCGGGUCGGUCUGGGUAAUGGCGAAACAAAGCACCAUUAGUUGGCGCUUGGAUACAAAAACUAUCGGGCGUGUAUGUGCAACGUGGUUUGCUGUUGCGUUCCCUCCAAAAAAAAAAAACAGUUCCGAGGCUCCUGUUUUUUUAUUAUUUGUUUAGUUUUUUUGAGUGCCUUUUACAACAAACUCCGCGUGGAGAAGGGUGCGCACAUAUCGAAACUUGUGCGUAACAAGCGUACGAACCCCCCCCCGGGGGCCUAGAUCCUCGUGUGAUCCUGCAUAUACAACUUCGAUCGUCCAUCAACCAUUCUGUUUGCCGACGUCCAUCAAAAGCGAGCCUGACCAGAUCUCGAGGAUCCUUCGGUUUUACAGUGGCAAACUUUUGUAGACUCAUGCUGCUAAAUAAGCGACCGGGGAGCGUCUAACCAACUAUUCACAAAGCAUUGCGAACUACAGCCGACACCCACACAGCCUGGUUUGGGGAGGGGAAGGGCCUGCUGACGGCAAUGAAGCUGGUUGUUUAAUUAUGAGCAGCGAAGGGCUGUGCCAUUUGCACAUGAAUAGUAAAUAGGACCGGCUAAAGGAGCAAAAGGUUUCCCGGUGCAGCAGGAGCACAAGUCAGCCGAUUUGUGAUGUUGAGUGAGCCCUCGCAAAAAAGGCUGCAUAAUACAAUGGAAAUGCGUCCAGCGUCCGGUGUCCUGGAGGUUAUCCUUUCGCGCUUGAACGUUAUACUGACUGUCAUCGAUUAGUUUGUCCGUGGGUAGGAACUAUUGUUCGGUUAUAAUUGGUGAACUGGACGUAUUGAAGUGUUAGUCCCUAGUGAUUUAGUAGUGACGUCGUUGUGUGAAGUGAAGUUGACCCAGGGAGUGUCCCUAUUUGUGAGUCCAUCUAGAAAACUGUACCAGAUGGAGCGACACGAUCCACGCCAUUUCUACUACAAUGAGGAUAUGCUCACGGAACAUCCGGGAUUGCGGGGAACACCGCUAGCAAUGCUGGCGGCACAGUGCAACAAACUGUCCAGCAAGUCGCCACCGCCGCUAGCGGAUGCGGCCGUCGGUAAAGGGUUUCACCCUUGGAAGAAGAGCCCAAUCUCGUCCGGUCCACACUCACCCUCGAACACACAGUCGGUCGGGCUGGGCGGUGGUAACGGUUCCGGUUCAGGUGUUAGUAGUGGCGGUGGCAACGGCGGCGGCGGAGGCGGUGGAGGACUUGGAGGAAAUUCUGUACUGCAGUCAUCGCUCGGGCGACUCUCGUCAUCCGGCAGCUCGUCCACAAUCAGCCCAAUGGCGAAUCUCACGACCAGUGAUCUGUACUUUUCCGGUGCAUCCGGAUCACCGGGUGGGUGUGGUGCGGAUAACGCCCAUCACACCCUGCAGCACGCACUAGGGGCGGCGGCGGCAGGCAAGGUAGGUGGCGAUGGUGGCGGACCGGGGCAGGCAAGCUCAACGGCGGCUGCGGCCGCCGCUGCCGCUGCCCAGCUCGGGUCCGUUUACGGUCGCCACCCGUACGACUGGCAUCCGUUCAACGCGGUCGGCAAGCCGGACGCGAACGGGCUGGGCGGCAACGGGGGCCACGGGACGCCGACCGGCUGGUGGGACAUGCAUGGGGCGGCCGGUAGUUGGCUCGACAUCGGCACUAGUGCCGCCGGUAUGCACGCGGCGACCAUGGCCAACUAUGCCGCGUCGGCGGCGGCCGCCUCGGUGAGCGGUUCCGAGCAUUACGCCUCCACCCUGACGCACGCGUCUCUCACCAACACCGCACACCUGCUCGGCUCCGGCCAGCAUCUGCUGCAGGAUAGUUGCUAUAAGAGCAUGCUCCAGCCGGGCGGCGUCGGCGUGAGUGUCGGCCAGUCGGCCGCCGGCGUCGGCGUGGGCGGGUUCGGGCUGGGUCCGCAUGCGGGAGGUUCGCCGGCACCGCCACCGAGCGCCCCGCAGGCACCGUCGCCGCGCAGUCAGCGGCGCUACUCCGGCCGGGCGACCUGCGACUGCCCCAACUGUCAGGAGGCCGAGCGGCUCGGGCCCGCCGGCGUGCACCUGCGCAAGAAGAACAUCCACAGCUGCCACAUACCCGGUUGCGGCAAAGUGUACGGGAAGACGAGCCACCUGAAGGCGCACCUCCGGUGGCAUACCGGCGAGCGGCCGUUCGUCUGCAACUGGCUGUUCUGCGGCAAGCGCUUCACGCGCUCCGACGAGCUGCAGCGGCAUCUGCGCACGCACACAGCCAAACACGUCAAAACCCACAACGGCGGUGCUAGCGGUGCGGGCGGUAGCGGCGGCGGUGGUGGCGGUGGUGGUGGUGGUGGUGGCGGCGGCAAUGGUGGUGGAGGUGGAAGUGCUGGAGCAGGAUCUGGAACUGGAAGUGGCGGCGGUGGAAGCGGUACCGGUGGAGGAGCGGGAGGCACUAGCUCGUCCGGGCCAAAUGGUAACAGUGGCAACGGAGCUGCCAGCGGUGGCAGCGGCUCUAGUGCCAGCAGCGGCAACAGUUCAUCCGGUACGAACGGUGGUGGGGGCGGCGGCGGAGGUAGCGGCGGUGGUGGUGGCAGCGAAGGCACCAAGAAGGGGACUACCUCACAAGCGCAGCAACCGAUGGACGCACACUGCAGCGACUCGGAGGAGGGCGGCGUGACAGGUGGGUCGGUGCCAGAUCACCUGCACGGUGGUCCGCUCGGUGGCCUGUCGGCGCCUCAUGGCGUGAUGGGAGGCGGUCCGCCCGGCAUGCUGGGUGGCGCGUCCUGCCAUUCGAUGGGCUCCCCGGGACUUUCCCACCCCCAGCAACAGCAGCAGCACCAUCAGCAGCAGCCAGGCUCCGGCACGCAUCACCAUCACCCGCAUUCGCAUCAUCCGCAUCACUCACAUCAUCAUCAUCAGCAGCAGCAGCAACAGCAACAUCAUCACCAUCAUCAUCAGCAGCAGCAGCACCACGCGCACACGCCCAGCCCGGGCCUGGAGCACGUCAACCAGCAGCAGAUGGAUGUGAAACCGGGCAUUGUCUGAGGCACGGUGCAGGCCGACCUGCUCGCACUGUUCGGACAGCGUACCGACAUCGUCAGAGCAGCAGAUUGGAUCUAAUCGUUAGGCUAGACCAGACCACUGUGACUGUGCCCAUCUGCAGGCGCGUCCAAAAUCGCAAGUAUUGUUGCUUCUGGACGAUCCCAAUCCAUACUCGAUCCGUCAACGCGAGCGUAUACACUUCGACCUUCGUAUACUAAUCGAGUACUAGCUUAAUGUCUGUAGGAAAUAGUGCAUUUUUCUUCCUUCCUUCUACUUAGAACAUCUUGCCGGCUGGACGCAUCUGAUCUAGCGUACGUGAAGCGUACUGCAGCGUAAAGAAGGUGAAGAAAUGACGUCUACAAAAGCGAAGACAUAAAAUAUGAACCAUAAAUAUGUUUACCUAACUUAAACAAACAAACACACACGUACAUAUAAAUUGUUAUUUUAUCCUCGUAAUUAUAAUUCGCUUUUUCUUCAAUCGUUUCGUCUCGUCAUGGCUCUUCGAGUUGUAAGAUGAAGCAAAAUCAAAAAAAAUAUUAAAUGAUCCAAAAUAUAUGUCAAACUUUGGACAUACCAUCGCACACGCUAGAGCGCGCGUGUAUGUGUGCUGUAAGGGUAUCACUGACAGGGUAGCUUUAGUAACUGUACAGCUGUGGAGUUCGUGGAGUACUAUUUCACGUAUGACCACAAACAUCCUGGAUGUUAGUGCAAGGUUUACGAUAAAUCGUUAUGUUUCUAGACCAUACCGGAAUGAGAUAAAACACCGAACAAUGUAUCGAAUACACUGUUGAGCGUGUACACGUAACACUUAAGCAGGCGAAGGGAUAUUAUAUAUUGUAUGCUAAAAACAUUCAAAAAAAAAAUCACAUUAACUGCAAAACAGCGACGAACCGUGUCCACAUGUGUGCUGGGUGUAAAAGUGAACUAAAACGGGAGAAAGUUAUUGGUUACUAAUUUAACUAUAAUCUCACUGAUUAAUGUAAGUCUUGUUAAAAAAAAACGGGGAUGUAUCACAUCCAACCAAACUGCAACAAGGCGGACGAGCGUGGCCAGAUAUGGGCUCAGAUGGAGAUGUGUGAGAAGCUGAAAAUAGGGUAAUAUAGCAACCGUGUCGAAAGCGAAGCAGAGCGAACGUUUUGAACAUGGGCAGACUAAGCAUGAAGAAAUUGCGAAAUCAACUUUAGGCAAACAAGUUUAGGAGAAAGGUCGUCGGGCAACGAAAAUUGACAAAAAAAGGCUAAAAAACGGUCUUUCGUUAGGCGAAAGGCAUUCAAAUACAUGUAUGGAAUAAUUGAAUCCUAAAAUGUAACAUACAAAAUUUGACAAAACACUCUACAAAUUAAGAAACAUUCAUGCAAAACAAACAAACAAAAAUGUAAAAACUUAUGCACCUUUAUCGAACAUUCAGGCCCCCUUUUAGGUGGAUGGUUUGUAGCAGAAUCUCGCUAUUGAUGAAUGAACGGCGUGAAUCGAUAGAUGUGUUCAAGCACAGAAGGAUAUUGCAAAACAAAACAAUAGGAACGAACUAUUUCUAUCUUUCGUCACACUUUGUUGCGACGGUAAGAUUGGUAUAAUUUUUAUUAUUAGUAGUAACUAUUUUAUUACCAUUAUUAUUAUUAUUAUUACCCUCCAUUGAUCCUGUAUCUCCCCCUUUUUGUUCUCGGCCCCCCCAAACCCCCCUCCCUUCCCACCCGUUUUUCGUAAUUAAUUAGGAUGAACUAAACAAUUUUCGUACGAAAUGAAUACAUGCAAGCAAAACAAAACUAUUGAUGGAUCGUAAAUAUACACCUUAUGACACACCCA
Molecule: messenger RNA, 5574 nt
Organism: Anopheles funestus (African malaria mosquito)
Lineage: Eukaryota; Metazoa; Arthropoda; Insecta; Diptera; Culicidae
Product: transcription factor Sp9-like
Exons: 5
Coding region: 1687-3774 (695 amino acids)
Biological process (GO): regulation of transcription by RNA polymerase II
Molecular function (GO): DNA-binding transcription factor activity, RNA polymerase II-specific; RNA polymerase II cis-regulatory region sequence-specific DNA binding
Source: RefSeq, a predicted model, not a curated record